AUGGUGUGGGAAAUUCGAUGUGGCCCUUGGUCACGAAUUCAACAUCUCAACGACAACGCCGAAGAGCUGGAGGAGUUGAGACAACAACGUCGACUUGCACUUCGAGAGAUGACCGACACCAUCCUCGAGCUCAACAAGCUUGAUUGCCAUUUUCUCUUGGAGAAUCCUUGGGGUACUGACUCCUGGGAGCAGGAUGAGCUGAAGCCCAUCUUUCAACUUGAUGGAGUUCAACUUCGCAAGGGAUCUAUGUGCAACUUUGGAUUGCGAGGCAAAGAUGGCUUACUUUUGAGAAAGGACACUGGGUGGUGCAGUGAUCUUCCCCGUGUUCUUGAUGCCGUGGCCCUGCCUUGCAACGGAGCCCAUCAGCAUGAGCUGUGCUUGGGUGGCAAUGCAAAGCAUGCACAGAUCUACACCAAGAAGUUGUGCAGAGCUGUAAUUGAUGGUCUUAAGGCCGAGAGCUCCAACAACGUGGCGAUGAGCGUUUCUGCAAGCAUGUGGAGACCUAUGACCAGUGGGCUACUUCAUGAAGUCCUUUGA
This is a messenger RNA of Cladocopium goreaui, 537 nucleotides long. NCBI's taxonomy places the organism in Eukaryota, Dinophyceae, Suessiales, Symbiodiniaceae. The record is from the annotation of a GenBank genome assembly.